Messenger RNA from Ustilaginoidea virens, 960 nucleotides. RefSeq lists its product as uncharacterized. The record is from RefSeq and is a predicted model, not a curated record. NCBI's taxonomy places the organism in Eukaryota, Fungi, Ascomycota, Sordariomycetes, Hypocreales, Clavicipitaceae. Bases 1 to 960 code for a protein of 319 amino acids. The transcript is spliced from 2 exons.
AUGCCGGAGACUCUGCCGCCCACGUCGCCGGCACCAGCACCCGUCUCUGCAUCCCUUCCCACCGCCAACUGCGGCGACUCCUACCACAACUGCCUCGAUGUCCUGCGUCCCGACCAGUGCUGCGACAACAAAAGCUACUGCUACAUCAACCGGGCGAACCAGCCGCGCUGCUGCCCCCUCGGAUCCAACUGCGUCGGCGACUCGCCCUGUCCCAGCGACGCAUACUCCUGCUCCGGCCGCGUCGCCGCCACCGUCUCGCCGGGCUGCUGUGCUAGGAAAUGCCCCCAGCCGACCUACUACCUCUGCGAAGCGGCCCUCGGCGGCAAAUGCUGUCCCUACGGAUCGCAGUGUCGGGCCGGCGGGAACUGCGUCCAGCGACAACAACAACAACCACCACCCCCCAGCAGCGUCUCGGCGCUCAACUGCUCUGCUUCCACGGCGCUCGCGUGCCUGGCGCCGUCCUCCGUCGCUGUUUCCGAGACGUACCGGCUCCCGCCGGGGGCAAAGGUAGGCCUGGGUGUCGGCAUCGCCGUCAGCGCCUUGUCGGUGGGCCUCCUCAUGGCAUGCCUGGCGGUCUCGUAUACCCAGCGGAGGCGUAGGGAACGAGUGGAAAACAGCGGCACUCGGACGGGGACAACGGAGCUUGUAGGCGCCGCUGUUCAGCCGCCGCCGCAGCUGCCGCCUCUGGGCGACCAUCGUGGUCCGGAGGACUCGCACACGGACACCACUGCGCGUACUUGCGCUACGAGCAUUGAGGGCACAGCGUUGCCAUCGUCUGCAUAUUCAAUUCGUCAGGCCAUACCCGUCGAGAUUUACUCCAAGGAAAAGAGGCUGCCCAUCAGGUCCUAUCCGCAAUGGGAAAUGGCGCCAGUCGAUCCCGACGAUGGCCUUAACGAGCUGGAUGGCUCAAAACUCCCGUCUCCUCGGUCACCUACACCGUCAAGCGCUAGCCCUCCAUAA